Molecule: messenger RNA, 2194 nt
Organism: Cyprinodon tularosa
Lineage: Eukaryota; Metazoa; Chordata; Actinopteri; Cyprinodontiformes; Cyprinodontidae
Gene: gls2b
Product: glutaminase 2b (liver, mitochondrial)
Exons: 18
Coding region: 82-1881 (599 amino acids)
Biological process (GO): L-glutamine catabolic process
Molecular function (GO): protein binding; glutaminase activity
Source: RefSeq, a predicted model, not a curated record
GGAGCUUCCAGCUGGAUCUUUCUCAGCAGACCUGCCAUCCAGACCAGCUGCGCACUGAGCGGCUGUGUGUUGUCUUUCACCAUGCACUGUCUCACAGCGCUGAGAUGGUCAGAUCUCCUACAAGUUAUUUCCAAAAAUACCAGUAGGACGAGGAAUUUUCUCUUCAUACAUCCAGCAUGUUGUCUGAACAGAAAAUCAACAAACACCUUCCAGCGACGGACUUAUACCCACAUGGAUAAUUUCCAUAAUAAAAUAAACUUGCAUUCCGUAUCUCCAAGCUCUGGAGUGGAAAAUAUGCUUUUCUACACCAUCACAGAAGGAAGAGACCAAGUGCCAAUUUCAUACUUUCAUGCUGCCCUGAAAAAAACUGGUCUUCAGCCUUCAGACCCUCGGCUCAAAGAGUGCAUGGAGAAGCUACGGCGGGCAGUGAAGGACUCUGUUGGAGAGGUGAUGAUGGACAAAGACCUUUUCCGCAGAUGUGUGGGUGGCAACAUCGUUCUCCUAAUUCAGGCCUUCAGAAACAAAUUUAUCAUCCCUGAAUUUGAUGUGUUUGCACAAAAAAUCGAUGAAAUCUACAAGACAGUGCAAGAACAAAGUGAUGGAAAGGUUGCUGACUACAUCCCCCAGCUGGCCAAGUUCAGCCCAAAACUAUGGGGUGUGUCUUUAUGUACAGUUGAUGGCCAGAGGCAUUCUGUUGGUGACACGAAGCAGCCGUUCUGCCUUCAGUCAUGUGUGAAGCCCCUUCAGUAUGCCAUCGCUGUGCAUGAGUCUGGAACAGAGAGGGUUCAUAGCUAUGUGGGCAUGGAGCCCAGCGGACUCAAGUUCAAUGUGCUCUCUCUUGAUGAGGAAGAUAAGCCUCACAACCCCAUGGUGAAUUCUGGAGCUAUUUUGAUCAGCUCUCUUAUCAAGCCCCUCUCAAAUAAGGCAGAAAAGUUUGACUAUUUCAUGGAAUUUGUAAAAAAGAUGGCUGGUCAAGAAUAUGUUGGAUUUAGCAAUGCUACGUUUCAGUCAGAAAAGGAGACUGGUGACAGAAACUUUGCAAUUGGAUACUACAUGAAAGAGAAAAAGUGUUUUCCUCCAGGAGCUGAUAUGAUUGAUGCCCUCGAUUUCUACUUCCAGCUUUGCUCUAUUGAGGUGACCUGUGAGUCAGGAAGCGUCAUGGCUGCCACCUUGGCCAACGGAGGGAUUUGUCCAAUCACAGGCGAGCGAGUCCUUAGUGCUGAGGCGAUGCGGAACACCUUGAGCCUCAUGCAUUCCUGUGGCAUGUAUGACUUCUCUGGCCAAAUGGCUUUUCACGUGGGUCUACCAGCUAAAUCUGGAGUGUCUGGGGCAAUACUGCUGGUGAUCCCUAAUGUAAUGGGAGUGAUGUGUUGGUCUCCACCUUUGGACAAAGUUGGGAACAGCGUCCGAGGAAUACAUUUUUGUCAGGAGCUGGUUUCACAGUUUAAUUUCCACAAUUAUGACAACCUUAGGCACUUUGUAAAGAAGCAAGACCCUCGCCGGCAGGAUGGAGAUGACAGGAACAAGUCUGUUUUCAACUUAAUGUUUGCUGCCUUCAGUGGGGAUGUGUCAGCAAUGAGAAGAUUUGCUCUCUCAUCUGUGGACAUGGAUCUGAAAGACUACGACUCCAGAACAGCGCUACACAUCGCUGCAGCAGAGGGUCACAUUGAUGUUGUAAAGUUCCUCACUGAAACCUGCAAAGUUGAUCCUUUUGUGCAAGACAGGUGGGGGAAUCUUCCAGUUGAUGAUGCCAUGCAGUUUGGCCAUGAAGAAGUAGUAAAUAUGCUCAGAGAAUACCAGCAAGACUGGAAGCAGCAGGAAAGGCAGCAUGGCGAGGCCGAACGUCCCCCAAAACUGGACACAAUUGAGGGCAUGGUUUGAUAUUUUUAAAAGUAAAAUUUUAACAUGUCAGAACAUGAGUGACAUUUGUUAAACUUGAACUAAGUGCAGAACCAAAGAAAUCUUGACUAAAUGAAUGUAAUUGAAUUUUGCAUAUUGUAACAAUUACGUAUAUAAAGGGUAUAAGGUUUUAAAUUUGUACUUCUUCUAAACUUGUCAAGUAAAAAACUUUUGAGCAAAUUAUAACUUUGGACAUUAAUCUAAAGCUCUGCUGAAAUAUUUGUAUGAAAGAACGUCCUUUUUAAAACGUAGACUCUCUGUAUGAUUUAAAAAAAAAACAGUAUGUCGAUAAAAU